Messenger RNA from Paramecium tetraurelia, 1463 nucleotides. RefSeq lists its product as uncharacterized. The record is from RefSeq and is a predicted model, not a curated record. Lineage: Eukaryota; Ciliophora; Oligohymenophorea; Peniculida; Parameciidae. The transcript has 2 exons.
AUGAUUAAGUACUUGCUUUUAGUAUGUUUGAUCACAGCACCUUUUGCCUAAACCCCUGAGGCUGUAGUAACUCAUUAUGAUUUGGAAGGAAAUUUAAUUUAGGAGGAGAGUUCAUUGCAAGGAUCUGAGGACAUUGAUAGUAUAAACUCAAUGAACAUGAAUCAAUAAGAAUUAGAUUCAAGCAGCAUGGAUUCUAUGGUAACCGAUAGCAUGGAUUAUUCUACUCCAUAAGCUGAAUCUAUUGAAAGUAUCAAUAUUGAAUCAUCCAUGACUUAAGAAUCAACUGUUAGUAAUAUGAAUGUUGACUCUAAUUCAAUGAAUGUGGAGGAUUCUAUGGCUAUGAAUGCCAAUAUCGAGAACUCUAUGCCAGAAUAAGAUUCUAUGUAUAGCACUGUUGAUCCCAAUGAUAUUAGUGCCAUAGAGCCAGUUUAAUAAAAUGUGGAAGAUACAUAAGUUAUCGAAAACACAGAGGUGUCUAGUAUAGCAGAAGUAAACUCUGAAGUUGUAAGUGAAAUAGAUAACAAUAAUAUGAUCGCAGAAUCCAAUGAAAUUAGCAAUAUCGAUCCAAACAACACUGAAAUACCAUAAGAUAAUCAAAUUGAUGUUUCUAAUAUUUUGGAAUCCAAUGUUAACUUGCCUAAUGAAAGCAUUGUAUCCAAUUAAAAUGAAGUAGAUCCAAAUAUGGCAUUUGAUGUUCUUCAAAACACAGAAUCUCUACAAUCAUCCCCAGAAAUGGACAAUGGAUUUGUUUAAAGUGAAGUCAAUGCCGAUAAAACUUAGGCUAAAAAGACACCAGAUACAGAAAAUAAUUAAGUGGUUUAAAAAGAAGAGAAAGUUGAAUAAUAAGUUGAAUAAUAAGUUGAGUAAUAAGUUGAAUAAAAAGUUGAAUAGCAAGUUGAAUAACAAGUUGAAGAAAAUUAAACUGCAGUAACAGAUAACAAGAACAUCGAAUAAUAAACUGAACAACCCCAAGCUACAAUCUAAGAGAAUACAGAAGCUGCAAGUCAUGAAAAUGUUGAUUCUGUAUAAUAAACUGAUACUAAUGUUGUAGUACAAGAAGAAGAUGCAAAGUCAGAAAAUAAAGUUGAAGAUUAAAAGCUCUAAGCCUCAGAGUCUCAAACUAAUUAAUAAUUAGUCUAAGGAAACUGUAUUAUUAUUUAUUCAUAAUGCAAUUUUAAGGGAGAAGCUUUAGAAGCUUGCAAUAGUUUAAGCGAAAUUGAGGAAUUCAAGGCUUAAAUUAGAUCUAUUUACAUUCCAGAAGGAUUGGGAUUGACAGUCUAUGAUGGUGAGAACUUCACUGGUAAUAUGCACAAAUUCAAAACUUCAUAAGAAUGUUUGACAACUCCAUUAUCAUUUGCAUAAUUAAAUAAUUCAGGAAAUUAAUUGAAAGGACAUAAUUUGAGAACUAGAUAGUGAUAUCAUUAUAAUAAUCAUAUAAAUAUCAUCAGUAUAAUUCUUCUAUA